AUGCCCAAUCCACUCAAGAAAAAGCUUCAACUCAAGCGAUUAAAUUCUGCCAUACAAGCCAAAGCGAAAAUCAAAGCCAACACAUCUCUUUCCUCUGUUAAAAACCCUGCUGUUGCUGCUGCUGCUGGAGGUGGUGGUCGUCGUGAUGAUUGGGGCAGUUUUGAAAGAUCUCAGGCAAAGCUUGCACUGCGACAUGUGAGCUUGCAACCGGUAUUGAGUGCAGAGCAUUCAACACGGCCGUCGAAGGUGAAGGUUGUGCGGAUGUGGAAGUUACGGGAGGAAGCAAGAAGAAACAAGUCGAUUGAGAAGAGGAAGUCUUUUGAUAUCUGGCGAAAGCUGUUCGAGCUUUUUUCUUCCGCAGCUGCUGCCAUUACUGCUCCGUUUGUGCGACGCACGCGUCCACAUCCGUUCGCGCGGGCCUCGGUUCUCCAAACUCAUUCACCAUCGACUGUGAGAUCUAGAGUCAGGCGACGACGAGCCAGAGUAAGUUCCGCUCCCAAUUUAUAUUAUGGUUCUAUUGAGCAAUUGCAAAAGAUUCUGGGUCUCGAUGAAGAUGCUUCUCCGGAUCGGGAUGUUAUUUUCUUGGCUCUGGAUUUGGAAUGGGAGCGCAAGGGAAUCAGGCGGAAGAUUACGGAAAUUGGGAUCACGACCCUGAGGAUGAGUGAUAUUGUGGGUGUUGAGCCCGGGGCUUGGCUGAGGGGUUGGAAGGAGAAAAUGGAACAUGUCCACAUCGUCACCCACGCCUGCACUGAUGCCUCCUACGCAAUGUCCUCCUCUCUCUUCGCCAAAAACUCAUUAUACAUGACCCGCUCUGCUGCUUCGGCUUAUGUCCAAAACCUUGUGACCACCCUACUCUCCUCAACCACAACAACACCACCACCAACACCAAUGACCUCUCCCCGCAUAAUCGUAGUAGGCCAAUCGGUCUGGACCGACAUCGUAGCUCUCCGAUACGACCGCUCCUUCCGCCUCCACCUUCCCAACAUGCUGAAGCGCAAGACCUCCAGCUCCAGCUCGAGCGACAGUGAUCCCUCCUCCGCCACCACCACCACCAACACCCCAAACUCACCAUUCUACAUCUUCGACACCCACAAACUCGCUCUCUCCGCCAGUGCCUCCGGCGGCCAAUUCAUAGGAGGUCUCCGCCUCGCAUCCAUCGCGCUCAAUCUCGGAAUCGAAGCACAGUAUCGCACCCCGAGGACAGACACUAGACAAGCUUUGCAGGAUUUCGUGCACUAUGGAUCGGAUCCUCUCGUGGGCAUGGAUUUGAAGGGUUGUCAUAAUGCUAGUAAUGAUGCUGCGUAUGCUUUGAUGACUAUGUUGUUGCUUGGGUUGAGGUGGAGGGAGUUUGUGGGGAGUGAUGGGGUGAGGGCGGGGAAGGUUUGGGAGCAGACGGGGGGAUUGGUUGCUGAUGUGGGGGAUGGUGGCGGUGGUGGUGAUGCUGGUGCAGGAGGGACUUUUGGGGAAAAUGAGAAGAGUUCGAAGGAGAAGAAGCUAUUGUCGUGGAGAGAGUGGCUCGGGCAGACCUUGCGUGGUUGUUUUCGGGUGGAGAAAUGAGCAUGACCUGACUAACUCCAGACUCCUGAUCUGGUCUGCUCAAUCUUUGAUCUUCUACACGAUCAACCCGGCCGCUCGAAUCUCUCGGCACCUAUGAAGCAGCAGCCAUACACCACACCCGGACUCCUCGAAAAGCCUAAAUAUGAUCGCCAACCCAGCCGAAUGAAGCAGCAGCCAUACACCAGACCCGAACUCCUCUUCAAACCAGGCGAACUCGCAGUUUCUCACAUCUACCGUCUCUCUCUCCCUCCCUCGCCGCGCCACAUUAUAGACUAAGCAUAUCCAAAACAUCC
Messenger RNA from Sphaerulina musiva SO2202, 1850 nucleotides. RefSeq lists its product as uncharacterized. NCBI's taxonomy places the organism in Eukaryota, Fungi, Ascomycota, Dothideomycetes, Mycosphaerellales, Mycosphaerellaceae. The coding region runs from base 1 to 1557 and encodes 518 amino acids. The record is from RefSeq and is a predicted model, not a curated record. The transcript has 2 exons. Gene Ontology annotation, cellular component: nucleus.